Messenger RNA from Lactuca sativa (garden lettuce), 1872 nucleotides. NCBI's taxonomy places the organism in Eukaryota, Viridiplantae, Streptophyta, Magnoliopsida, Asterales, Asteraceae. The record is from RefSeq and is a predicted model, not a curated record.
AUGAUAUCAACAGAAGGUGCAAUGCAAGAGAUCUUUCCAAAGAAUGGUCAAGUUACGAUCUCAAUCUCGAAUCUUUUUGAGCACUACAUGCUUCUAUUCGACGAGCCUCAAAAUGUGAUUGACUCUGAAUCAACUGCAAAAGACAACAAAGUUGAUAAUCAAAAACAAGUUAUCGACGACACUGGUCAAAAGAUGGCUGAUGACCAAUCCAAAGAAACCGAAAGGCCAGAAGGAAGCGAACCUUCAUGUGACCGUCCUAAUGUCCAGGGGGAGGGAAGCGUUUAUCAUCAGGACCAAGGGAGCUUACACCAGCCAUGGUUCGCUCCAUUGAAGAGGCUGACAAGCGAAAAAAAAAGAGGAAAGAAGACUGAUAAUCUGAAGGAGGGACCUGUCUCUAAGCCAACCAAGGGGCAAUCCCCCAAGAAGCGAAAGUUUGAUAAGGCUGCAACAUCACAGGCUCAACCGAAGAAGCAGAAGAACCCUGAUAGGAGGCUUAUACUACAAUCCACAAGUGAUUCAGAUUCAGAGUAUGUUCCUCCUAAACAUAAGUAUACUCCUCCUUCAGAAUCUGAGAGCGAAAGCUCUGAUGACGAGGCUUCAGGCCGAGGUGAUACUCUGCCUCGCUCCCCUACCCCAAAAAUUCCAGUUCGCUGUCACCCUCCUUCACCUCCACCUGUAACCAUCCCUCCCAUAUUUCCCAUUCCAACCACUCAACCAUUCACUACAAUUCCCGUCCCUACUCCCAUUUUCACAACUACCACUACUAGGACUACUACCACAGGAGCUCACUUUACUGCUCCCAAUCCACCAAUAACCGAACCACCUGUCACAACCGAACGUCCUGCUACUUUAAAACCCUUAUCUCCAACUCAAUCCACUAAAACAACUACUAUUCUAGGCGGUGAGGACUUGGAAUUUGAUUCCACGUAUUUCAGUUCUUAUCGUGUGCAGAGUGAUGAUGAUGAUGAUGAGCCUAUUACAAAGCGUCAUCUCAAGGCAGUGAAUGAAAAGCUUGAUCAACUACUCUCAUCCUCUUCCUCCGAUUCCUUACAGGCUGCUGCUGCAAAGAACGCUCAAACCGUCAACGCUUCGGUCGAGAACCUUCAAUGGUCUCUUCAAUCUGAACAUUCUAAUCUUGAAGCUGCACGCCAGGGCAUUGUAGCUACCAACGAAACUUUACAUGCUAACGUCAAUGAUCGAUUGACUCAACUGGAGGUUAAGUUAGCUGUAGAGAAUCAUAUUGUGGAUGAGCUAGACAGGCGCAACUCACCGCUGAAAAUGCAAAACUACAAGCUGCGUACUGCUACUAUUGAGUCGAAACAAGGGGGAGAGAAGGUGACAACUCAACCUCCUUCUAGACCAAAACCAUCUACUGAACCAAAGGGUAAUGAAUCUUCGGUUAGUAACAAGGAGAAAAAGAAGAAGAAAAUUGGCGAGGAUGACACAGACAAUGAGGAUGAUGUCUAUGCCGAGAAUCCCAAGAAUCCCUUCCAGAAGGUAAAGCCCUCUGAAAAGGAAAUGGAAGAAAGCUACAACAAACAAAAAGCUAAGCUAGAGCAGAAGCGAAAGGAGGCGGAGCUCCUAGAGAAGAAAAAGCCCAUGUUUCCUGUCUGGACUAUGGAUUCGCUUCAAAGAUGCGCAAUCGAUGAGCCAAGCAUUCUCUGGCUUGAGCCAGUAAUGUCCUUUGGACUUGAGAACUCCAAGGAUGCACAGGUCGAUAUGCCAAUCACACGAAAGGCAUUUAGUUUCCGUUGCUUCAAUUCGACUGCUGCUAUUCCUUCCCCAGACCCGCAGAUUCGACAGACACUUCUCGCAAUAAUUCCUCGUUUGUUUAAAGUAAUAAAGACAGUGAAGCCAACACAUAAGAAAUGA